Messenger RNA from Dama dama (fallow deer), 1184 nucleotides. RefSeq names its product stimulator of chondrogenesis 1 (gene SCRG1). The record is from RefSeq and is a predicted model, not a curated record. NCBI's taxonomy places the organism in Eukaryota, Metazoa, Chordata, Mammalia, Artiodactyla, Cervidae. The transcript has 2 exons. Bases 747 to 1043 code for a protein of 98 amino acids.
AGGCUUUUUGUUUCUGUCAGGGUGGGGUCCAGGUUAUUUGACAAUGUUGUUAGGAUAUGCAAAGUCAAGAAUCACUGUACACAAUGAUGAUAUCUAAUCUAGAAAUUUACUUCAGUUUUAUCAUCUUAAAAGCCGUUUUCCUCUACUGAAUAUACUGGGAAAAAAAGUGAAUUUGGGGGACUUCCCUGGCAGUCCAGCAGGUAAGACUCAAGGGGCGUGGGUUCAAUCCCUGGAUUGAAGGAACUAAGAUUUUGUAUGCCUCAUGGUCAAAAAUGAAAAACAAGAACAACUCCAUGCCUGUGAUGAUAGUUACACAACUCUGUAAAUAUACCAAAAAUCAUUGCAUUGUGCAAGUAAAGCAAGUGAAUUGUAUGGUAUGAAAAUUACAGUUCAACAACAAAAAAAUUUUAAUGAAUUUGAGUACUUGAAAAUGCAAGUGGCUCUUCCCACUUUCUCCUUCUCUCUCCCUCACACAACCCUCAUUCAAUAUUUCUUUGUAGAGCUCAGGCAUGUCAGUUUAAAGAAAUAUAAUAAGUGGUUUUUAUUGUAGAUAGUCAUAAAACUUUGAGAAAGACAUUCAAAUAAAGUAGGAAAAAAAUCAAUUCCGACUCUUUCAAUUUAAGAGUUAAUGAGGAUGCUGCAGAACUUUACAUUCAGAUGAACUCCAUCCUUUUAAAAAAAACCUAUGAAACAAACAAACACUGACACAUUUUGGGUUUUCUUCUAUCUCAGAGCCAAGAGCCAAAAUGAAAUUUACAGUACUUGCUGUCGCCGUUGGACUAACUUUGCUGCUAGGACUCCAAGCCAUGCCUGCAAACCGCCUCUCCUGCUACAGAAAAAUACUAAAAGAUCGCAACUGUCACAGUCUUCCAGAAGGAGUAGCUGACCUGACGAAGAUUGAUGUCAAUGUCCAGGAUCACUUCUGGGAUGGGAAGGGAUGUGAGAUGAUCUGUUACUGCAACUUCAGCGAACUGCUCUGCUGCCCAAAAGAUGUCUUCUUUGGACCGAAGAUCUCUUUUGUGAUUCCUUGCAACAAUCACUAAACAUCGUCAUGUAUUCCAGACAAAUCACCCAUAAUUCCCCGCAAACCGCGCUAUAAUAGUGUAACUGUAUUUCUGAUUUCUGUGCCGUGCAAUAAAGCACAGAUUCUAUAAAUUCUUACUUGUCUAAGCAAACUUGUGUUA